This is a messenger RNA of Moneuplotes crassus, 1478 nucleotides long. Lineage: Eukaryota; Ciliophora; Spirotrichea; Euplotida; Euplotidae. The record is from the annotation of a GenBank genome assembly.
GUUAAUAAUUAUUAAAAAUAUUAAUGAAUCAAGCUUCUAGAAACCCGCCUAAAAGAAAAGAGAAACACUUUUGGUCAUUGAGAGAUGCCCAGGCUGAAUAUUGGACCAGUUUGGCUCAAAAAUCACAGGAAACCUCCCAAGAUUCCUCCUUGAUGAAGGAAAAGGAGUUUAAUAACCUUCACGAAGAAAGCGUUGAAUCAGAAGAUUAUGAAAAUGUAUGUAAACCUGAUUGUAGUAACCAAAAGGGUAAACUUAAUCAUACUUCCUUACAAGGAGAAGAACUCAUCAGAUCAACUUUGUUAGAGCCUAAUGCUCAAGAAUCUCCUUCCAAACAAUUGACAGAUGAUAAGAAUCUGCCAGCUAAUUGAAGAAAAUUUAAUUUAUGCAAGGCCAGAAACGAAGGAAGACUCAUGAAAAAUAUAACUAAACCUACUUCCAAACUAUCUGGGAAGGAGGUUCAUGCCUCUAAAAUAGUUGAAGAUAAGCCGGAGGAUCAAGGUAACAGAGAUAAUAGGACUUGUUGAAAUUAUCACGAAAAUAAUGUUAAUCGUGAAUCAGCCGUUAACAAAAGUGCUAACAUUGAUUGUUCCGACUACAAGUAUCAAGAAGUAUGUAAACCUAACAAAUAUUUGGCUAAAGAGAUGAAACAGCUACCUUCAGAAGCUGCUGCAAGAAAUAACCAUCAAGAAGACUAUGAUAGUAUACACUCUUCACCUAGAUAUGAAGGUAGUAUUAUUCAUUUGAAAAAUUCUUUUUGUUCGAAGAGACAAAUCUUAAAUAAAAAGGAGUGUAAACCAACGAGUAAGAGCCUUCUAAACCAGACUGGUCAGGAAGAGCCUUCCAAAGAAGCUUUAGAGCUCCAGAGGCAGAACAAGUUUAUUGAAAAUCUCAAGAAAUCUCUAUUUGAAUUUGAAAACUCAGAUAUCAGGGAGAAUAACUUUCAGCCUUCUGAAUAUUCUGGUGACUCAUCCAUUUGUGAAAUGAAUCCAAAAAUUCAAACUCGUAGAUGUUUAGAAAAGGAUGAAAAUCAUAGUGACGAAUCCUCAGCUGAAAUUUAUGAACAAUCCAAUAAGCUUCAAAAUUUGGAGAGUUUGUAUAUUAAAAAUCAUAAAAGAAGCUUAUCUGAAUGUGAUCAAUCUCGAAAUUAUCCAAAUCAGGUUACUUUUGUAGCAAAUAAGGCAUCACCAUCUGAGAAGUCCUUCUCUCGUGGCAAAUACUUUAAGAAAGUUGAUAUUGGUAAGCAAGCUACACUACCCAACUCUUCUUUCCAAAGCAACACCACAGAGGACUGUAGUCUUGUUGAUAUUGUCAAGAGCUUAGCUGAUAUUGAAUCUAAAAUGGACAAAAAGAAGAGUAAUUCCAAACUCUCAAGAGGGAUUAAACCCAAACUAAAGAGAACUUGCUGCUUAAUCUCCAAGUUCAAGCCACUAGCACACUCAAAAUCUCGGUUUGCUCAGCCAUAAAUGUAUCACAACUCU